AUGAGCGAAGAAAAAUCAAUAGCAAAUACAUCUACAGUUCCAAAAGAUGCAGAAGGUCGUCGACGUAUCAAUAUCCAACAGAUGCAAAAUGUUCUUCUUAUAUGGUUAGACAGUAACAUUGACGAAACAAAUCUUGAUUGUCAAAAUACAGUCACAAAGUUACGAAGUGCUGUUAACGACAUCAAGACAUGUACAAAUGGUGAUCAAUGCCUUGGAUUCAUUCAAACUGUCGUCGAUAACAAGAUAUGUAUGAUCAUAUCUGGAUCACUUGGACAACAUAUUGUGCCUCGUGUAUACAAUGUUUCCCAAGUUGACUCAAUAUUUAUUUUUUGUGGCAAUAAAAAACAUCAUGAACAAUGGGCCAAAGAUUGGCCCAAAAUAAAGGGUGUCUUCACAGAUAUUACACCCAUCUGUGAAGCACUCAAAGACGCUGCUCAUCAAUGUGAGCAGAAUGCCAUUUCCAUGAGUUUCGUGGGAACAUAUAAAAAGUUGGAUCAAUUAGAUCCUUCUUUUAUGUACACUCAAAUACUUAAAGAAAUAUUAUUAACCAUCAAGUUCAACCAAAAGCACAUCCAAGAUUAUAUUAAUUACUGUCGUGAUGCUUUUAAAGGUAAUACAAAAGAAGUCAAAAACAUUAAACAAUUAGAAAGCCAAUAUCAUAACAAAACACCGAUUUAUUGGUACACCUGUGAAAUGUUCUUGUAUCCCAUGCUCAAUCGUGCAUUACGACUGAUGGAUGGUGAUAUCAUCACACGUAUGGGCUUUUUUAUUGGUGAUCUACAUCGACACAUUGAACAACUGCAUCAAGAACAAUAUGCUGGUACGACUGCUACUAAUACUUUCACUGUUUAUCGUGGUCAAGGUUUAUCUAUAGAGGAUUUUGAAAAAAUGAAUAAAAUUAAAGGUGGUCUUAUUUCAUUCAACAACUUCUUGUCCACUAGUAAGGUUCACAACAUAUCACUGGGUUUUGCUCAACAUGCUACAACAAAUCCAGAUCAACUAGGUGUCCUGUUUAUUAUGAAAGUUAAUCCUGCUCAAUCAACAACACCAUUUGCUUCCAUUGCUGGUAUUAGUGACUUCCAAGGAGAGGAAGAAAUCUUAUUUUCGAUGCAUAGCGUUUUUCGUAUACAGGAUAUUAAACAGAUGAGUGAAAAUAAUCGUUUAUAUGAAGUUCACUUGGUACUGACUGCUGAUAACGAUCCAGAAUUACACAGACUUACUGAUUUUAUUCGAAAAGAGAGUUAUUCAGGCGAUGAAGGAUGGUACCGAUUGGGAUCAGUACUAUAUGACAUGGGUCAAUUUGAUAAAGCUGAAGAUAUCUAUCAAGUUUUACUUGAUCAAGCCAAAGAUGAUAAAAACAAGGCAAAUAUUUAUCAUCGACUUGGUUUGAUCAAAGAUGAUCAAGGGAAAUAUCAAGAAGCACUUGCAUUCUAUGAAAAAACAGUUGCUAUUAAACAGCAAUCACAUUCUCCCAAUCAUCCUGGUUUCGCUAACUGCUACAACUGCAUAGGUAGAGUGCAUUUCAAAACGAGUAGUUACCCAAAAGCACUUUUUUAUUAUGAAAAAGCUCUUGAAAUUCAACAACAAUCACUUCUCCACAAUCAUCCUAGUUUGGCUUAUUCCUACGGCAACAUUGGUUUAGUGAAUUACGAAAUGGCUGAUUAUCCGAAAGCACUUUCAUAUCAUGAAAAAGCCCUUGAAAUUCAACAACAAUCACUUCCUCCCAAUCAUCCUGAUUUUGCUGGAUCAUACAACAACAUUGGUUUAGUACAUGAAAAAACAGGUAAUUAUUCGAAGGCACUUUUUUAUUAUGAAAAAGCUCUUGAAAUUCAACAACAAUCACUUCCCCACAAUCAUCCUAGUUUGGCUCAUUCCUACGGCAACAUUGGUUUAGUACAUGACAACACAGGUAAUUAUCCGAAAGCACUUUUUUAUUAUGAAAAAGCUCUUGAAAUUCAACAACAAUCACUUCCCAACAAUCAUCCUGAUUUGGCUAAAUGCUACUUCAACAUUGGUUUAGUGAAUUACAAAAUGGAUGAUUAUUCGAAAGCACUUUCAUAUCAUGAAAAGGCUCUUACAAUUCGACAACAAUCACUUCCUUCCAAUCAUCCUGAUUUGGCUUCUUCGUACUACUGCAUUGGUGCGGUGUAUGGAACGAUGAAUAGUUGCUCAAAAGCCCGUACAUUUUUUGAACAUGCUAUACAAAUUGGAGAACAGUCAUUACCUUCGAAUCAUCCUGAACUUCAGAUGUAUAGAAAUAGCCUCGAACGUGUAAAAGACAAAUAA
This is a messenger RNA of Adineta steineri, 2286 nucleotides long. The record is from the annotation of a GenBank genome assembly. Lineage: Eukaryota; Metazoa; Rotifera; Eurotatoria; Adinetida; Adinetidae.